AUGGGGACCCUUCCAUUUAUCGACCUCGGCCUUUCUGGAAUAGAUCGAAGCCCGACUUCACCUCUCCGACUUCACAAGUGUCGAGACCGACCUCAGCUACCGGGCCCGACCUCACAACGUGGCCGAUAUCUCCUAUGUCGGGCUCGGACCUCCACGCGACGGGUGAACCAGCUUCGGCCACUCCGACAUCAGUCACCGAGACACCGAGCCGCCCACUCCACUGACGAAUAUGAAACCGAAAUCAACACAUUCGCGCCGACAACAAAGAGGGCCGACCUCGAUUCAUUCUCGCCGGUGGUUUCAACUUGCCGAGGUGGAAUGAGCGUGUCAGCUCCGAUCAGAAGAGAGUAUAAAUCAGGAAGAAAGAUGUAG
Messenger RNA from Striga asiatica, 372 nucleotides. NCBI's taxonomy places the organism in Eukaryota, Viridiplantae, Streptophyta, Magnoliopsida, Lamiales, Orobanchaceae. The record is from the annotation of a GenBank genome assembly.